UGCUAUUUGUCAACGUUGUGCACUUGAUUUACAAAUCUUGUAGUGAAAAAGUUAUGUAGCGGGUAGCUUACUGUUAGAUCCGUUUUAGACCAUACAUUGCUGCGAAUGAAAUGUAGCUAAAAGUACCAAAAAGUUUUUGAAAUGUUAAUGACACUGAUAUCUGUCUCUGGUCACAAGUAAUGCGAGAUAUUCAGUGGCGUCAGUGCCGCGUCCGCAAGCCACGGAGUUCGAGCGGUUACAGCUUGGUUUAAUGUAGUCAUAUAAUGCAGGACAGAAAAAAACUAAUUACUAGUGAUCAGUGGUGUAAAACUAAUCACAAAAACAAACUGGAGAUUUGUGAUACGUUUACUGCAGAAACUGAAGCGCAAUUCCGUAGUCUCGUUGUCUACUUUGACAGAAAAAAAAAUAUGGAGAGUUAAUGAAACUACUGUAGAUCGACACAGAUGUGCGUUUCAUUGUUCUUCAUUAUUUUUUUCCUUCCUUGGCGGGCUGCGCUGCACCGUCAAGGUAAUCCCUACUCUUUGGCUAAAUGGCUGCUAGUUGCCGAAAGCCAGAUAGAUAAAUUAAAAAAAAUCCCCACCCUUCGACAGCUGACAAGCAAGUCACUAGAAAACGCAGCUGCUGUCAACAGUUGCUCGCCUUUGGCUAGUCUGUGCUGUCGUGUAGAACAAUGUCUUCACUCUUUUAUUGGUAUUGUUUUGACUCUGCAGUAACUCGUCGAGUUUUGAAGUACAGAAGAACUAGGAGAAUGAAUCAUAAUACAUUUCAGUAUGUGCUGCAGAACAUUCAAGACAAAAUUUCGAAACAGAACACAAAUUUUCGCAGAAGUAUAACAGCAGAAGAAAAAUUGUGUAUAACGAUAAGGUAUCUGUCCACUGGCAUCUCCUUUCAUGCACUGGCAUCGUCAUUCCGAUUAGGAGUGUCCACCGUAUCAGUGUUGGUGAAAGACGUUUGUAUGGCCAUAUGGGAGUCACUUGCUCCCAUUCAUUUACCAACGCCAACUGUUUCUCGAUUUAAAGAAAUUGCCAGUGAAAUGCAUACGAGAUGGGGAUUUCCAAACUGUGUUGGAUGUAUAGACGGGAAGCACAUACGUGUCCAAUGUCCUAAACUUUCUGGCAGCAUGUUUUACAAUUACAAACAGUAUUAUUCGAUUGUACUCCAAGCAGUUGCUGAUGCAAAUUACAAAUUUAUAGCUGUGGAUGUUGGUGCCUACGGUAAACAGUCUGAUGCAUGUGUGUUUAAAGAAAGUAUGUUAUAUAAGAAACUUACAAAUGGGGAGCUGUUAUUACCGCCACCAACAAGACUUGAAGGAAUGUGUCAGGAACUACCGUACGUCAUUUUGGGAGAUGAAGCUUACCCCUUAUUAGAGAAUUUGAUGAGACCUUUUCCUCGGAGAAAUUUGGACAACGAGAAGAUUCUAUACAAUGAUAUGCAUUCCAGAGCAAGAAAAGUUGUUGAAUGUGCAUUUGGUAUAAUGACCAAUAAAUGGAGACUACUGAGGAAGGAAAUUGAAACAUCCGUUGACGUAGCUGAUCACAUAGUCAAGUGCAUUUGUCUACUUCAUAAUAUUGUCAUUGACAGAGAAGGAUGCAAUGUUGAAGCUGAAAAGUUUUGUAACAAUGCUGAUAUGCAGACAGCUGGCUCGCGCCUGCGGUCGGCUCGCGCCGGCAAUAUUAAACACUCGGAAUGUCGUCGGCUCGGCUCCGGGAGGCUCACGCCGUGUCGGUGCGGCCCGGCCGCCAGUGUGAACACCGCAAUUCAAAACCAUGUGUUUGAUAUCGAAGCGGGCGGCGGCCCGGCCAGGCUCGGCUCGGCCCGGCCGGCAGUGUGA
Schistocerca cancellata (South American locust) is the source of this 1831-nucleotide messenger RNA. RefSeq lists its product as uncharacterized. Bases 671 to 1831 code for a protein of 386 amino acids. NCBI's taxonomy places the organism in Eukaryota, Metazoa, Arthropoda, Insecta, Orthoptera, Acrididae. The record is from RefSeq and is a predicted model, not a curated record. The transcript has 4 exons.